UUCACACGAGAUUCUCUUCGGGACCUGGAGCUGAUCGAAGGCCGGAAGCUGGUGUUGGCGUGCGAUGGGUCAAGUGGUCAAGCAGCCAGACUUCUGGGCCUCAGUGAUGAGUUCGCCCAGCAUUCCUGCAGAGCUUAUGGUGCAGUAGCAGCCCUAGACAGACCGGAUGAGUGUCAAGUCCCCAUGCCGGAACGACAGAUGCAUAACUUACAUUUCGAUUUGACAGCCUAUGGUUCGGAGACGGCCGAGGUGGAUGGGUUCCAGGGAUUUUCCUUCAAGGUUUUCGGCACAUCGCGGCAUAGAUUCAUGUCCCUAUCUAUACCCAAAUGCGAGUCUCCUCAAGUCAAGAGCCUAAGGACCGUUUUAGACAGAUCUAUGAUGCGGAACAUUUUUCUAAAAUGUUUCAACACUUAUAAAGCAGAGGGCGAGCCACGGUUGAGCGACUCCAUCGCAGUGACGCACAUGAAAUUCAGUCCCCGCCUGUUUGAGGUGAAGCUGUCUCAGAGACUGGAGACGUCUGCAUACUUCCAGGACAGCAAUAUGUUUGUGCUAGCAGAAGGCGAGGCUGCGAGAUGUUAUAAUAUUCAUACUGGAAUGGACGUGAAUGUGGGAAUCAAGGGCUUGAUGAGUCUGUCCAACUUUAUCUCUGUGGUCUGUGUAGCAGACAGUGAGCAUGCAAUCCUUAAAGCCCUGAUGCAGAAAAACAAAGAUGCCGACAGAAUCUGCAGGGACUUCAUCAAAAGCGGAUUGGUGGAGUAUCGUAUGUUGAAAGUCUGUAAAUGA
Molecule: messenger RNA, 783 nt
Organism: Candidula unifasciata
Lineage: Eukaryota; Metazoa; Mollusca; Gastropoda; Stylommatophora; Geomitridae
Source: the annotation of a GenBank genome assembly